UGGGUUAAUAUGGAAAAAAAACGUGGAACUAAUAUUACAGAAAAGCAAAAAGCAACAUUAAUAGAAUUUGUAAAGAAGAGGCCGCUUUUAAUUAGUGGAAAGCAAACUAGCCAUUACACUGCAAAAGAUGCAGCAAAGGACUGGCAGGAUAUUUCAGCUAUUUUAAAUAGUAUGCCGGGAGCCGAGAAAGAUUGGAAAAGUUGGCGAAAAGCUUGGCAAGACCUCCGAAGUCGCACGAAAAGUAAGCAAGCCAAGAACCAAAUGUAUGCAAAUGGAACAGGGGGUGGCAAGAAAAUUGACGAUUCCUUAACCAGUGUAGAGGAGGAAGUUCUCGCUAUAAUAAAGAAGGUUUCAGUCGAGGGGCAUGAUGUCGCAGAGUCAACAGUUACAAAUUUUAUCGUUAACGAACAAGAACGUAUAAAAAAUGUCACCAGUAAUGAGCAAGCACAAAACCAUGUAUUUGAAGAAAUGAAGACCCAUACUACAAAUGCUUAUACAACAUCUACAGAUAUAGAGAGUGAAACAGAUAGGGAACUGUUGUCGCCCUUAGCAAAUAUAUCUGAAUUACAACCACAAAAACAACUUCCGGAGAAGAAAGAAAAUGAAAAAGGCAAAUUACCAAAAAAACUUGAUAACCUCAUAAACUCAGCAGUGGCGGCCACCACUUUUGAAUCAAAUUUAAAACAGAAGAUCACUUUAAAGCAAGAGUAUUAUGCUGAAAAACUGGCAAUACUGAGAAGAAUGGCCGAGGCUGAAGAAAGGAAAGCAGAUUCAUUGCAAAGGAUCGCUACAGCUAUUGAAGGAAAGCAAGGAAUGCUUGCAGACCUACCCAGAUAUCUUAAUUUAGAUUAAUUUAGUAAAUUUUCAUUUAGUU
Molecule: messenger RNA, 874 nt
Organism: Sitophilus oryzae (rice weevil)
Lineage: Eukaryota; Metazoa; Arthropoda; Insecta; Coleoptera; Curculionidae
Exons: 2
Coding region: 10-852 (280 amino acids)
Cellular component (GO): nucleus
Source: RefSeq, a predicted model, not a curated record